UCUUGAUCUUUCAGAUAGUUUCUCUGUUGGUGGAAUCAGGAGUUGAUAUUAAUCUCCGGAACUACCGUGGACAGACGGCUUUGAUGCAAGCAUGUCAACAUGGUCAUUGGGAGGUUGUUUUGAUUCUGAUUCUUUUUGGUGCUAAUAUUCACAGAUCAGAUUACUUAAAUGGCGGUACUGCUCUACAUCUUGCUGCUCUAAAUGGUCACCCUCGAUGUAUCAGGAUCUUGCUUUCGGACUAUAUACCAAGCCUUCCCGAUUGCUGGAGCCUCUUGAAGAAUAAUAAAUCCUCAAUUGCUGGUUUUGAUCCAAGUGCUCUUCACGAAGUGAUCAACAGAGCAGCAGAUGGUGGUAUCACACCUCUUCAUGUGGCGGCUUUGAACGGACACAUAGAGACGGUGCAGUUGCUCUUGGAUUUGGGAGCUUCGGUUACUCAGGUCACUGUGGAAGAUGGAACCACAAUAGAUCUUAUAGGUGCUGGGAGUACAGCUCUUCAUUAUGCUUCAUGUGGUGGAAACACGCAGUGUUGCCAGCUUCUGAUCGCUAAAGGUGCCUGUUUAGCUGCCAUGAACUCCAACGGAUGGACUCCAUUGAUGGUUGCUCGCUCAUGGCACCGCAACUGGCUGGAAGAAAUCCUGAACCCAACCACAGAGCAACCACAAAGCCAUCCACCAAACGUCCCCUCUCCUUUCCUCUGCCUUCCUCUAAUGAGCAUUGUCAAGAUUGCUCAAGAAUGUGGCUGGCGAGAAAAUGAUUGUAACACUCCAUGUCGUGACCCUUGUGCCGUUUGUUUAGAAAGAAAAUGCACUGUAGCCGCAGAUGGAUGUGCUCAUGAGUUCUGCACAAACUGUGCAUUAUACCUAAGCACCACAAAAUUAACAUCGUCAAAGACAUCACAAGCCACACCAGGUUCAGUCCCGUGUCCUCUCUGUCGCAACGGCAUUGUAUCAUUUACCAAACUUCCUCAUACAACAAGCAUAACAACAACAACAUCAUCAUCAAGAACAAGCAUCUCUUUGUCCUUCUGCACUUGCUCCUCCGAUGUCUUAGACACAGCUCUCCUCACUAACCCUCACUACAGCUGUAGACCAGUUGUGUCAAGAACCGGUUCUCGAAUUCCACAAUCCGUUAGAUCAUCAUCGUUUCGGUCCCUUAGCUGCAACCGGUUUCCUCCAAGACUCUGCCUCGGGGGCUCAGACGUGGAUGAACCUCAAAGCCGGUUAAUGGGUGGAUCAUAUUCAAGAUCUAGUUUACGGUUCAGGCGAUCGACGUCGCAGGUUGAAGGAAAACGUUCUUGGUUCUCUGCACUCAACCAUUGUGUUACAACCGGUGGUAGUGCUUGCUAACUCAAAACGCAAUUGUCGUUUUUUUUUUACCUUAUUAUAUAUUUUUGUUCCCAGUUUUUUUGGGAUAAAAGAAAAAAAAAAUGCUAAUUGAUUCUGUGAAUGCUGUGGUAAAUUAUUCAUUUUGUGGUAAUUCAAAGUGUUGUAAUAAUAUAAUUAAUUUGGCGCUGCCAUUACA
Messenger RNA from Camelina sativa (false flax), 1521 nucleotides. Lineage: Eukaryota; Viridiplantae; Streptophyta; Magnoliopsida; Brassicales; Brassicaceae. The record is from RefSeq and is a predicted model, not a curated record.